AUGGGGAUCUGGGAUGUGGAAACCACAGUUCAAGUCCAUGUUCCAAAUGAGGAAGAAGAAAGACUUGAUCAUGGGAACCAUGCGCUUAUACUUGGUGGAAAGAUUAAGAGGCCAGCCAUAACACCGUACUGUCAAUGGAUUCUGACUUCCAGGGGAAGAAUAUCUUCAGAAUCCAUUAUUAAAGACUUCAAGAAGUGCUGUAUAUCCAGUGCCAUAGAUGGAACUGAGGACAAUGUUCUGUGGGAAGAUGAGGGAGAAGAUAAGAACAGUGAAGAGAAUGACAAGUAUGAGAGUAAGGAUACAUGUGAAAACCCCUACCUGGCGCUGGACCUGGAGACGGGCGUGCUGUCGGUGAGCGAGAAGAUGGACCGGGAGCAGAUCUGCAAGCAGAGCCCGGCCUGCCUCCUGCACCUCGAGGUCUUCCUGGAGAACCCGCUGGAGCUGUUCCGCGUGGAGGUGGAGGUGCUGGACAUCAACGACAACCCGCCCGCCUUCCCCGAGCCGGACCUGACGGUGGAGAUCUCGGAGAGCGCCACGCCGGGCACGCGGCUGCCGCUGGAGAGCGCCUUCGACCCGGACGUGGGCACCAACGCGCUGCGCACCUACGAGCUCACCCCCAACGCCUACUUCUCGCUGGACGUGCAGACGCAGCCGGGCGACGGGAGCCGCUUCGCGGAGCUGGUGCUGCAGCAGGCGCUGGACCGCGAGCAGCAGGCGCUGCACCGCUACGUGCUCACGGCGGUGGACGGCGGGCAGCCGCAGGCGCGGACGGGCACGGCGCUGCUGAGCGUGCGGGUGCUGGACUCCAACGACAACGUGCCCGCCUUCGAGCAGGCCGUGUACGCCGUGGCGCUGGCGGAGAACUCGCCGCCCGGCACGCUGGUGCUGCAGCUCAACGCCAGCGACCCCGACGAGGGCGCCAACGGGGAGGUGCUCUACUCCUUCAGCAGCCACAUCUCGGCCCGCGCACGGGAGGUCUUCGGCCUGGCGCCGCGCACGGGCCGCCUGGAGGUGGCGGGCGAGCUGGACUACGAGGAGAGCAGCGCCUACCAGGUGUAUGUGCAGGCCAAGGACCUGGGCCCCAACGCCGUGCCGGCGCACUGCAAGGUGCUGGUGCGUCUGCUGGACGCCAACGACAACGCGCCCGAGAUCAGCUUCUCCACCGUGAAGGAGGCAGUGAGCGAGGCGGCGGCGCCGGGCACCGUGGUGGCGCUCUUCAGCGUCUCGGACCGCGACUCGGCGGAGAACGGCGAGGUGCGCUGCGAGCUGGUGCAGGAGGGCGCCGCGCCCUUCCGCCUCAAGAGCUCCUUCAAGAACUACUACACCAUCGUGACCGAGGGCGCGCUGGACCGCGAGCAGCCCGGCGGCGACGCCUACACGCUGACCGUGGUGGCCCGCGACGGCGGGCGCCCGCCGCUCAGCGCCACGCACAGCAUCCAGGUGCGCGUGAGCGACGUGAACGACAACGCGCCGCGCUUCUCGCAGCCCCGCUACCGCGUGCAGGUGAGCGAGAACAACGUGCCCGGCGCCUACAUCUUCGCCGUCAGCGCCACGGACCGCGACGCCGGCGCCAACGCCCGCCUGGCCUACGCCAUCCUGGACGGGCAGAUCCAGGGCAUGUCCGUCUUCACCUACGUGUCCAUCAACGCCGAGAACGGCUUCCUCUACGCCCUGCGCUCCUUCGACUACGAGCAGCUCAAGGAGUUCAGCUUCCAGGUGCAGGCCCGCGACGCCGGCGAGGAGCCGCAGGCGCUGGCCGCCAACGCCACGGUGCACGUGGCCGUGCUCGACCAGAACGACAACGCGCCGGCCGUGGUCAGCCCCCUGCCCGGCCGCAACGGGACGCCGGCCCGCGAGCUGCUGGGCCCCGCCGACGACGCGCCCGGCUUCGGCUCCCACCACCACAGCCAGAACUACUGCUACCAGGUCUGCCUCACGCCCGAGUCCGCCAAGACCGACCUCAUGUUCCUCAAACCCUGCAGCCCGGCCCGCAGCGCCGACGCCGAGCACAGCCCGUGCGGGGCCAUCGUCACCGCCUACGCCGACCAGCAGCCCGACAUCAUCUCCAACGGCAGCAUCCUGUCCAGCGAGACAAAGCAUCAGCGUGCAGAGCUCAGUUAUCUAGUUGAUAGACCCCGACGGGUAAACAGUUCUGCAUUCCAGGAAGCAGACAUAGUAAGCUCUAAAGACAGUGGUCAUGGAGACAGUGAGCAAGGCGACAGUGAUCAUGAUGCCACUAAUCGAGGUCAAUCCUCUGGCAUGGAUCUCUUUUCCAACUGCACAGAGGAAUGUAAAGCACUGGGUCACUCAGAUCGAUGCUGGAUGCCUUCCUUUGUUCCAUCCGAUGGACGCCAAGCUGCAGAUUACCGCAGCAAUCUGCAUGUACCUGGUAUGGACUCUGUUCCAGACACUGAAGUGUUUGAAACACCAGAAGCCCAGCCUGGGGCAGAAAGAUCCUUCUCCACCUUUGGCAAAGAGAAGGCCCUUCACAAUACUCUGGAGAGGAAGGAGUUGGAUGGACUGCUGUCUAAUACACGAGCGCCUUACAAACCACCAUAUUUGAUCUUUAAUGGAGAGAGCAUUAGGGAGAUACCUGCUUGCAGACCAGCUUUUUUCAGGUAAAUAUUUGAUGCUGGGUUUUGAAAAUAUGAGGUUCUGGGGAAAAAAAGGCAAUAGUAAAUAGAAACAUGGUAUUAAGACUCUCUA
Gavialis gangeticus (Gharial) is the source of this 2706-nucleotide messenger RNA. It is a transcript of the gene PCDH10, whose product is annotated as protocadherin 10. Gene Ontology annotation, cellular component: plasma membrane. Gene Ontology annotation, biological process: homophilic cell-cell adhesion. Lineage: Eukaryota; Metazoa; Chordata; Crocodylia; Gavialidae. Gene Ontology annotation, molecular function: calcium ion binding. The record is from RefSeq and is a predicted model, not a curated record. The transcript is spliced from 8 exons. The coding region runs from base 1 to 2622 and encodes 873 amino acids.